UUGAGUUUUCCUGCGAGAAGACAGGAUCGCUUUGCGGGUAAAGCGGGCGUUCACGUUUUUAUUGUAAAGGCUGGAAAUAAGAAGUUGGAUGUGUGAGUGUGAGUGUGGGGAUUUUACGCUCCAGAAAGGCGUUUUUAUGUAAGCACGGGCGGCGUUUUCCACCCCGCGUUCGUCCCGAGGUAGGAAACGGCUUCCAUAUGUGGAAGAGAGAUCGGGCUGUUCAUGAAAACUCAGGCACUAAGUCCGGUGCAUAAAACAUAGUAUUUUGAUUUUUAUUAAAAAAAAAAAAAUACAGUCUCCACACGUGUUUUCCAACAAAUAUCUCGGGGAUGUGGUGGAGCGUCCGGAGCGAUCCGUGACCCCGUGCAGCGAUACUCACCUCCUGGGCUGGAGAAGGAGCAGCAGGUCGGGUCAGUUUCCACUUUAGCAGGAAUAACCAGGAAAUCACCUGUGCGUGCACAUCCCACCGCCGGAGAUUAAACACAAUGUGAAGACAAAGAGUGGAUGAGGCACAUCCCAAAUUCCACAAUGAGGGUGCACGACAUGAGGGUUUAGGUCACUUCUUGAUGUCCCGUCUCCCUCAGACUCACCAUCUGUGUCCACCGGCAUGGAUAAACUCACCGUGAUAUCAGGAUGUCUCUUCCUAGCUGCAGAUAUCUUUGCCAUCGCCAGCGUUGCCAACCCGGAUUGGAUCAACAUCGGAGAAUCCGGCGGUUCUUUGACUUUGGGUCUGGUCCGGCAGUGUCAGACCAUCCACGGCCGAGAUCGGACCUGCACCCCCCCGCGGCUGCCGGGAGAAUGGAUCACUGUACUCCUCUUUAUCAUCCUGGGCAUCAUCUCCCUUACAGUCACCUGCGGUCUGGUUGUGAUGUCACACUGGCACAGGGAGGCCAGCAGAUAUGCCCGAUGGAUCGCCUUCACAGGGAUGAUCCUUUUCUGUAUGGCUGCGUUCAUUUUUCCGAUCGGAUUCUACAUCAACGAGGUUGGAGGACAGCCAUAUAAGCUACCCAACAACACAGUGGUGGGCUCCUCCUACGUACUCUUCAUUCUGUCCAUAUUCUUCACCAUAGUGGGACUGCUGUUUGCCGGGAAGGUGUGCUUGCCUGGCUGACGAACUCCUGUCCUCUUUUUGAAUGCAUAAAGGAACGCCACCACUGGAAGCAAAUUUUGGUAGAAUGAACUCUUCUGCGGCAGCGUUGGAAGUGUUGUUGAAAACUGAGAGGCACCUGUCUUUCCCUCGCGGAUGAAUUGUCGCAAACCUCAUAACUGGAGCCAAAACCACUGCGGUCCAUCUGCCCACAUGUUUGUUCAGAGACUGAGCAGGUGCAGAGAGCUCUGAAAUGGCCCUCAUCGUCUUCCUUCCUGAACAGUGAGCGAGACAGUGAACAGAUCAUGGAUUAUAAAAUGACAAAAGUAACAUCUGUGCUUUUGAGGGAUUUAAGGAGGCAUUAAGAAUGUCUGAGCUCCUAAGAAUUCAUGACAGUUGACAGACAGCCGCUGUUCUUCUCCUCUGAAAUAUCAAUGAAGAUUUGCACAUUGAUGUUAUUGUGAUGGGUCAGGCCGGAUGAUAGCCUGAACACCUGAUAUUGGCCAGUCAACCCCAAUAUGAUGGCUGCUCUUCUCCAAACACUGCUGCAAAAAAACAAAGUUGCAUUACUUUAUUUAUAUGUUCUAUUUGGAUUAUUUAUAAAAGACCAGCUUCCCUGCCAUUGCUCUGUGGAGUGGAUCACAUUGCCUUAAAGUUGGUUUGGUGUAAUGGGACAAAUAUGAAAUUCAUGAUACAUGAAGUCAUAAAAAUGCUAUUUUUAAGUGGAAUGUAAAAUGGGCUAUCAUCAGCAGCUGCCUAAAGUUUGUAAAGGUUCACUCUGUGAAAUGUGUAGAUUUCAUUGUGUGGCUGCACUGAAGGAAGAGGAAGAGAUUUUUUGGCUUAUCUCUCAACAGUGUGAAUCAGCAGCGAGGAGCAGAGGAAAAGAUCUUUGGUUAGUUAAACACAGUACAAAUUAUUGAGUCAGUGACUUGUUUUAUUCAUUUGUCAUGCCGAUGUGAAGAGACAGUGUGUUUAUGCCAUUUUAUAGAAGCACUGAUGUUUGUAAAUGUACA
Molecule: messenger RNA, 2100 nt
Organism: Archocentrus centrarchus (flier cichlid)
Lineage: Eukaryota; Metazoa; Chordata; Actinopteri; Cichliformes; Cichlidae
Exons: 3
Coding region: 608-1111 (167 amino acids)
Biological process (GO): negative regulation of smoothened signaling pathway
Cellular component (GO): ciliary membrane; Golgi apparatus
Source: RefSeq, a predicted model, not a curated record